GCCGCGCCACCGGCAUGUGCUCCCCACCAGAGAGCGCUAUUGGCCUUCCCGAAACCCGCACCCAGCCCCGGGAGCGCGGGCCGAGCUUGUCCGCGAAGCUGCCCCCGGGCACGAUGGAAGCAGUGCGGGACCCGGGGGCGCUGGCCCCCACGCCGGGCAGCAGGGACUUCUUGUUACAGGCCCAGGAAUGUGCCAACGUCCCAGUUUGGGAUCUGCCAGCCCGGCUUGGGCGGUGGCUUCCCUCCCUCCAGGGUCACCCUAGGGAAUGAGAAGGGAGGGCCAGGCACAAGGGUGGCGCUGCUCCGCACUCCCCGCCACACCCCUGCUCACCGGAGCAGCGGGAACAACGCGAUCAGGGGCUGAGCUGAGGAGGAAGAACUGGGAGCUGGCGGGAGAAGGGGAGCGAGCGGGACUGUGCGGAGGGGAGAAUGUGUCUGGGAGCAAAACACCGACACCCCCAAGGCAGGGUGGGAAACGGGCCCCACGCCAGACAGCCCGGAGGGCAGAGGAGCCCACCGCGUCCUUCCCCGCGCCGGCCUGUGGCACGCACUAAAGUCGGCUUGCAGCUGAAGGCUGGGCGGGCAGGUCCCUCCCCCACCCUUCUGCAGGCCCGCAGACGUCAUGGGAGGGAGGUAUAAAAUUUCAGCGGAGAGGAAUAGAGAGUCAGUGUGUGUGAGAGAGCGAGGGGGCCCCGGGGCCGGGGAGGGCGAGCGAAAGGGACUCGGAGCACCGGGCUCCGGCUGCGCGCUGGGGGAUACCGCCAGCAGAGCCCCUAGGAGAGGGGCGAGGGGCAGGGCAGGGCUGCCCCAGGCUCCCACCUGGAUUCCCGCGGAGGCGCCAGAGGGAUGUGCAGCCCGGCCGUCGCUUAAUUGCGCCCAGCCCCGAGGCAGCAGCCAAUGGAGCCAAGCGGCAGCGAAUGACAAACCCCACCCUGUCCCCCGAGGGGAUGUGAGCUAAGGGGAGCGCGUGGAUGGUGCGUGCCCGCAACAAGUGCCGAGCCCGCGCCUGCCCGGCCCUGGGGGGCUGCCCUGCCCUGCCCGACACGUGCGCCGCAGGUCGCUGCUCCAGGGACCUGCCUCUGGAGCUGCCAGCCUGCCCCGCGGCACAGUCGAGCUUCAGCGUCGCUGCUGUUGUUCCUGGCAGUGCGCAUCGUGCGCAGCCCCCCUCCCCUGGUCUGCCUGGAGCCCUGGCUCAGCGGGUCCUGCUUAGACACAUGGAGAAGGAUCCCGGCUCGCCGAGGCACAGAGCCUGUUUCUCCUUCCUAAGUGUUGCCAGCGCUUCCUGGAAGUCCUGAAUCGCUCACAGCGCUGUGAGUUCAUGCACCUUCUUGCCAAGCCUCAGUCUGCAGGAUCUGGGGAGGCUGCACCGAAAGCCCUGCCUGGUCUCCCUAGCUCACUUGCGCUUCCUCUGGGGUCUCUCUCUGCUGUGGCCCCCUCUUUACUCUCGCACAUGAAGAUGCACUUGCAACGGGCUCUGGUGGUCCUCUGCCUGCUGAGCUUUGCCACCGUCAGCCUCUCGCUCUCCUCUUGCACCAGCCUAGACCUUGACCACAUCAAGAAGAAGAGGGUGGAGGCCAUUAGGGGGCAGAUCCUGAGCAAACUGAGGCUCACAAGCCCCCCCGAGACAGUGGGACCAGCUCAUGUGCCCUACCAGAUCCUGGCCCUGUAUAACAGCACCCGGGAGCUGCUGGAGGAGAUGGAGGAGGAGAAGGAGGAGAGCUGCGCUCAAGACAGUCUCGAGUCCGCCUACUACGCCAAGGAGAUCCACAAAUUUGACAUGAUCCAAGGUCUCCCUGAGCACAAUGAGUUGGGCAUCUGCCCCAAGAGCAUCACCUCCAACGUGUUCCGCUUCAACGUGUCCUCAGCAGAGAAGAACAGCACCAGUCUGUUCCGGGCUGAAUUCCGGGUGCUGCGAGUGCCCAACCCAAGCUCCAAACGCAGUGAGCAGCGCAUCGAGCUCUUCCAGAUCCUCCGGCCUGACGAACACAUAGCAAAGCAGCGCUACCUCAGUGGCAGGAAUGUGCAGACGAGGGGCUCUGCAGAGUGGCUGUCCUUCGAUGUCACUGAGACUGUGCGUGAGUGGCUCCUGCGCAGAGAGUCCAACCUGGGUUUGGAGAUCAGCAUCCAUUGUCCAUGUCACACCUUUCAGCCCAAUGGAGACAUCUUGGAAAACUUUAACGAGGUGCUGGAGGUCAAGUUCAAAGGCAUCGACAGUGAAGAUGACCAUGGGCGUGGGGACUUGGGGCGACUGAAGAAGCAGAGGGGCCUUCACAACCCCCACCUGAUUUUGAUGAUGUUACCCCCCCAUCGGCUUGAGAGUCCAGCUCUGGGAGGCUACAGGAAGAAACGAGCUCUAGACACCAAUUACUGCUUCCGGAACAUGGAGGAGAACUGCUGUGUGCGUCCUCUCUACAUCGACUUCCGACAGGACCUGGGUUGGAAAUGGGUCCAUGAGCCCAAGGGCUACUUCGCCAACUUCUGUUCAGGCCCUUGCCCAUACCUCCGCAGCGCAGACACAACCCACAGCACGGUGCUGGGCCUGUAUAACACGCUGAAUCCAGAGGCGUCUGCCUCGCCCUGCUGUGUCCCCCAGGACCUGGAGUCCCUCACCAUCCUGUAUUAUGUUGGGACCCCCAAAGUGGAGCAGCUCUCCAACAUGGUGGUGAAAAUCUGCAAGUGCAGCUGAAAGGCACCCAGCCCUACCCAAAGCUGAGAGAGAAACUGUUACAGCUACUCUCCGGCUCCCAGAGUAACAUGAAGGGAACAAGGGGGCCAGAGAC
Messenger RNA from Gopherus evgoodei (Goodes thornscrub tortoise), 2779 nucleotides. It is a transcript of the gene TGFB3, whose product is annotated as transforming growth factor beta 3. Gene Ontology annotation, biological process: SMAD protein signal transduction; transforming growth factor beta receptor signaling pathway; regulation of cell population proliferation. Gene Ontology annotation, molecular function: type III transforming growth factor beta receptor binding; growth factor activity; type II transforming growth factor beta receptor binding. Gene Ontology annotation, cellular component: extracellular region. Lineage: Eukaryota; Metazoa; Chordata; Testudines; Testudinidae. The record is from RefSeq and is a predicted model, not a curated record.